This is a messenger RNA of Didymodactylos carnosus, 900 nucleotides long. NCBI's taxonomy places the organism in Eukaryota, Metazoa, Rotifera, Eurotatoria, Philodinida, Philodinidae. The record is from the annotation of a GenBank genome assembly.
AUGUCAACCAUUCUUGAUCGAUUAGAAGGUGCAUUAGUAGGGCAUGCGCUAUGUGAUCGAUUUAAUGCUUCAACAAAAAUGGCAUUUCAAUUGGGUGAGAGUCUUAUGGAGUUGAAAGAAUUUGAUUCAUCAGAUGUUCUGUCACGCUAUUUAUGGCUAUACCAUACAUCUACUAAUAAUUGUGAUAUGGGUGAAAUCAUAAAACUCGUCUAUCAUGAUCUGGUUAGUCAAAUAAAAACGAAAAAAAACAACAAAAUAACACAACAAGAUUUUAAAUUUCAUGUGCAACAAAUUAAUGCUACAUCAGAAAAAGUUAAUGAAAAAUUACACGGCCUUACAGCUGGAUGCAAUCCGGCACAUCGAUCGUAUCCAAUUGCAUUGUACUCAUCCAUACAUAAUGAUGAUGUAUUCGACAUUUCAAAGCAAGAAGCGUGUUUGACUCAUUAUUCUCCCGAAGCUGGCCAAGUAUCUGGUAUAGUAAAUUUAAUCUGCAGAUCUCUUAUUAUUGGACAGACAUGGGACUCUGCGGUAAACAAUGCAUUUUGUGUACCAAAUCUGUCUACCGAUAUACAGCAAAUAGUGAGUUAUCAUGGGCGGUCAAGCCAUAUAUUCGAAGCAAAACCUUCUGCCUAUGCUCCAAAAGUGUUAAAAAUAGCGUUGGAUUGCGUUAAAAACUCUAAAUUCUUUAAAGAUGCAUAUGAAAGAAUAUAUAGGAUAGAUAAUAUCUACGCCCCACCCAUUGUUGGCAUAUUAGCUGGUGCUCAAUGGGGACUAACGUCCAUGUUAAAUAUGAUAAAUGAUAGCGAUCAAAGUCUAAGUGCAAUAAGAAAAAUGGCAAAUGAAUUGGCACAGCCAUGGGAACGAAUCCUCGAAAAAGAUAAUAGCAAAGUGCAUGUUUAA